AUGAUGAACACUUAUGUUUCAGAUACGGCUAUUUGUUCGGACGGAUGUAAACAGUUAGCAUUUUACGUUUACGGUAAAACGACACAGGACAAUUUCGAUGAUCCAACACUCAACAGCGGUGGUUACUAUAUGUCCACUUGUAUUAAUCUAACGGUCGGUAUAUGGUAUCAUAUUGCUGCAUCAGUAGGUACCAAUCCGGGUAAUUCUUCGACAUACAAAGUGGUCCUUUACCUCAAUGGUAUGGAGAUCCAGUCAAGUGUCAUUAAACCUUUUGUAUUCCUACCAGGAGAUGGCAUCCAUUGCCUGCCAUACAUUGGCUAUUAUGUGGGCUCCUGGGAUGGUGAUAUUGCAGAAGUUCGAGUGUGGAACUAUGUUCGUACACCUGCUCAAAUUUUAACUUAUGCUAAUCAGCGCUUUAAUCAGAGCGACAAUGGUUUGAUCUUCUAUGCUUCGUACGCAAACAAUUUAAAUGCAAUUGAUCCUGGAACUUCACAGACGUUUUCCGCUACUGGUGGAGCUUUAGGUGUGCCCUGUUAA
Messenger RNA from Didymodactylos carnosus, 537 nucleotides. The record is from the annotation of a GenBank genome assembly. NCBI's taxonomy places the organism in Eukaryota, Metazoa, Rotifera, Eurotatoria, Philodinida, Philodinidae.